UAUAUUACUAAAGGAAAUUAUUGGAAACUGAAGAGCAAAAGAGAGAUGAAGAGCAAAAGAAAAGGAGAGAUUGAGAGGUUGACUUCGCCUUUGUAGAGAGAAGGCAAAGGGCUCGCUCCGGCCAACAGAAUCUGAUCAUCAUGGCGGUUACGUUUGCUGGUUUGCCAGAUGGGAAUGAUCCAGAGUUGCAACAUGAGAUGAAUGAUGAGAAACUGCGUAACAACAUAGUGGAAGUUCUGAAAAGAGAUGGUCCUCAGAGAGUUUUGCUGUCUGGUAAAGCUGGGACCGGGAAGACAAGGCUGGCAAAUAUUGUGGGAGAGCAUGUCAUCAAGACCGGCUUGUGCUUUCUGACCAUCUGCUUGCAUCUCAACAGGAAGUUUAAGGAUGAAUGGUCGCUCUACGAGAACAUAGCUUCUCAGCUAUGUGUUUACUCUGAUUUUGAAGAGACUGAAUUGGAUGAUAAUGAUGAGGACGAGGAGGAUGAGAAGGAACUCAAAGACUCUGAUUUGAAGAAGAAGAUAUUUGACGAAAUCGUUAAGCAGAGAAAAGAGAUCGACGAAAAGAUCGAGGAUGAGAGAUUGGAGGAGGCUGCAAAGGCCAAUAAGGAUGCUGGAAACAAGGCUGCGGGUAAAAAAAAAGAUAAAGCAACUGAAGCAGAGACGACGCUGCCAGCUGAGGGUGCCAAGAAAGAUACGCCGUCUUCAGGAAAGCCAUGUAUUCUAUUGAUUCUUGAUGACGAAGGAAACCAAACCAGUGAAGAGGUGGUGAUGAAUACAAUGGGGCUUUGGAAGUUUCUUGUUGAUGAUAUCCUUGAAGAUGUCAACCGUCUCAAGAUUCUUGUUACGAAAGGAGGCGAGGAGCCUACAAAGGCUGCUGUUGUUGGUGACCCAAAGAGUGAGAAUGGAAGUGAAGGGAAAGAGGGAGCAAAGAGUGAGAGUGGAAGUGAAGAGAAAGAUGGAGAAAAGAGUGAGAGUGAAAGUGAAGAGAACGAUGAAGCAAAGAGUGAGAGUGAAAGUGGAGAGCAAGAGGAAGCAGAGAGUGAGAAUGGAAGUGAAGAGCAAGAUGGAGCAAAGAGUGAGAAUACAAUAACUGAAGGGCUAGAGGGAGCAAAGAGUGAGAAUACAAUAACUGAAGGGCUAGAGGGAGCAAAGAGUGAGAAUACAAUAACUGAAGGGCUAGAGGGAGCAAAGAGUGAGAAUAUAACUGAAGGGCUAGAGAGAGCAAAGAGUGAGAAUAUAACUGAAAUGCUAGAGGGAGCAAAGAGAGACAGCGAAAUUGUGCCAGAUGAGGGUACUCAGUCACUGGAAAAAGAUAACAAGGGGGAAAAAACGGACCAAGCCGCGGAGAACGUACAAGAUACAAAGCGUGAUGGGGAAAGUGGCCAGUCUACUAAAGAUGUGUCGCUGGCAGCUACAAAUUCCUAUGACGAUCUAAUCAAUUUCCAUACCACGGAUGUCUCAGAUGAAUUACGUAACUCAAUCCAUGAGACUAACCUGCAGAAUUUUUUUAUGGUUCUUCUCACAAAAGACUACGUGGAGACUUUUGCAGACUACAUAUCUAAGAUUGUGAGCAAAAGCAAGAAUUCGCCAGCUGCAAUCGUCGUGCUAGCCAAGUCCCUAAAGUUGAUUAUUCUAAGCAAAAAAUGUUCGAGCACAGAAGAUUAUACGGUAUUAAAAAAAAAGAUAGACGAGUUUCUCUCAACUGAUCGGUCUAAUUCACCCGAUUUAUGUUCUGCUUCUGAGAGCGCUGUCAAUCCAAUCUUGUAUCUUGCAUAUGUGCUGUUGAAAACCUAUGAUACAUCAAAGGGUGCCAUCUUGGAUUGUUUUUGGCAUAGCUUGGACUUCUUUAAGCAAUGUGGAUGUGUUUACUACCGUGACCUGAUCACACAAUGGAUGCUUGAAGGCUACUUUGAUCCUGUUAGGUCAGUCGAAAAGGCGUACCAGGAAGGUCAUUCUAUCUUGAUGGAUCUUAUAAACCGCGGAAUGCUGAAGAUACAAGAAAACAAUGUGGUGGUACCAGAGAUGGCGAUGAUCAGUUUAAUUGAUCCUCGACGUGGAGGCCAUUUCGGGAGAUCUCGACUUGGAUUUUCUAGGGUCUAUGGUGGUCACAAGGAAAAAGGUAUUGGGAAAAUCACCCAGAUAGAUGAUAUGAUUAAAACCGUGCAAGCAAAGAAAGGAGACAAGGUUACAACGAUUCUGGUUGGUGGAGAUCGUCUGCGUCGUGAAAAUCCUAAAACGUACUUCGAGAAUCUGAAAGAGCUUGAAGUACUUGGUCUUUUUGAACCCACGCUAGAACCUCUUAUCCCGUCUUUUAAGGAUCAUCUCAAACUCCUCCGAGUUCUUGUAAUCAGGGACUGUGAUCUACUGGACAGUAUUGAAGAGCUUCAGACUCUUACAAAGCUGAAUACUCUUGAAGUUUCUGGUGCUAGCUCCCUGAAGGAAAUCACUCCUGAUUUCUUCAAGGCAUUUCUUGAACUUCAAAGUCUUCACCUCUCUGGGCUUAAGAUCACAUCUUCCCCUCUCAGCAUUUCUGAUUUGACGCAACUUCAUUGUCUCAUCAUCAAGGACUGCCAUUUAUUGGAAGAUCUGCCAAACAUACAGGAGCUAGUGAAUCUUGAGGUUGUUGAUGUCUCUGGUGCUCGUGGACUUCAGACUUGUUUCGACAACCAAAAAGGUGACAAGAAAAACAAAAGCAAAAACAAAAACUUUUAUCUUCUUAAAAAACUUCAGCUCCUUGACUUCUCGGAGAGCCAAAUAGAGCGUCUGCCAAUAUUCCAGGACUCUGCGGUGGGCAAGAAGCUUCACUUAUUGACUAGGCUCUUGUUGCGCAAUUGUACCAAAUUGAGAAGAUUGCCUAGUUUGAAGCCCUUGUCAGGUCUCCAAAUUCUUGAUCUUUCCGGCACUACGAGCUUAGUGGAAAUGCUUGAAGUGUGCUUCGAGGAUAAGCCUGAACUCAAAACUCUCAAUCUCUCAGGAACUAAUCUUAGCGAGUUGGCUACCACCAUCGAUGAGCUGUCCAGUCUCAAUGAACUUCUCCUACAGAAUUGCAUCAACCUAGAUGCUAUCCCAAACAUCCAGAAACUCAAAAAUCUCGAAGUCAUUGAUGUUUCCGGCAGUAGCAAGCUGGAGAAGAUUGAGGGAUCAUUUGAGGACAUGUUUUACCUACGUGAAGUGAAUCUGUUUGGAACCAAAGUGGAGACGACACCAGAGUUGCCAAAGGAGAGCAAGAUCCAUUGUGUAAAGAGUAUUAUUCUUGCAGAUGGAAGGCUUUUUGAAGGUAAGGAUUGGGACGAAGUAAGGAACAAAAUGUCAAGUGAGAUAUCUGAGAAUCCUAGCUCCUCUGAUGCAGCAGUUGUUACAUCCCCAGAAAUCUUAGAAGAAACAAGAGAGAUUCAACCAGCUGAACCACGCGCCAGUGAUUGUACUGAGAUGGGAGAUGCCACGCGCAAGGAACGUCUUCUCCAAGUCCCCACAGAGAGGGCUCUAUAUAAGAAGACACUAACAUCACUUGUUGAUUCCGAAAGUCCACAGGAAGUCAUGGAGAUCAAUGAAACUAAUAAGCUGGAUGAUGGCGCACUAGCUAAGGCUGAGUUUGUGUCUUUUGUGGACUGUACUCCUACAAGGUUCACAUCUAUCUUUAACAAGACCAAAGUGGUGAAAGGUUGCUGGCUAAGGAUGUGCUUUGACAUAAAAGACCUUUUCUCUGAUGUGACUGAGGAAAAUUUGAAAUCAUUGGAGACUUUGUCCAUUACAAAUCUUCUAUCAUUGGAGACAAUAAGCUGUGCUGGUAGCUUGGAGAAUCUAAAAAACCUAAGCUUAGAUUGCUGCCCGAAAAUCAAAACGAUUUUCUCAGAGAUGCCUACCAGCCUACAAGUCCUGAAUAUAAAGCAUUGUCAGAACCUGGAGAAAGUUGUUGAAGGAGUCGAAGUGUCAUCUCACGAUAAUUUGACAGUGAAACGUGACAAGUGCCCUAACUUCGGAGUCGUAUCUGCUUGAGUCGUCUUUGCACCAAAUCUUGUCUCUUUUCAACUUCAUCUUAGCAUUUUACACCGCGUGUAUUUGCAGGACUACGUUAUGGUUGAACAUAGUGAUGCAUUACCACCACAAGAAUGAAGAUCAUCAAAGGAGCUGGAGCAAGAUCAACUUACCAAAGUUCUAAGCAUCAUGAUCGUAGCCUUUAAUCAUUUUCGUACUUGUUCUGCGUGUGUCUGAAGCUUUGCGUGUUGAAUAACAACCGGCUUUGAAAUAUCAUCUUACCGGGUUUUUUAUUUACUGUUUUCUGUUUCUGUUUUAAGAUAUAUCCUGCAGUAAAAUCCCAGGCAUAGUGUGUUGUGAUCUUGUCUGGGGUGAAUAAGACCCUUGUUUUGAUUGUUUAUUCUUUUCUCAAACAUUAUAUUUAUUUCUGUUUGAACGUU
This is a messenger RNA of Camelina sativa (false flax), 4414 nucleotides long. RefSeq names its product putative disease resistance protein At5g45510. The record is from RefSeq and is a predicted model, not a curated record. NCBI's taxonomy places the organism in Eukaryota, Viridiplantae, Streptophyta, Magnoliopsida, Brassicales, Brassicaceae.